This is a messenger RNA of Caenorhabditis remanei, 741 nucleotides long. RefSeq lists its product as uncharacterized. The transcript has 4 exons. The record is from RefSeq and is a predicted model, not a curated record. NCBI's taxonomy places the organism in Eukaryota, Metazoa, Nematoda, Chromadorea, Rhabditida, Rhabditidae. The coding region runs from base 1 to 741 and encodes 246 amino acids.
AUGAUACUCUUCCCGCUGUCUGCUGUUCUCAUACUUUCCAUCGUAGCUGUCCAAGCAGAAAUAGGUUAUGAUCAAACCGAUGAACAGUCAACACCUGCACCAGUGAUCAAGAAAGAAACAUCUGUGAUCAAGUUUCUCGAGACGCCACUGGACAUCAAUAUCACUGAUGGGAAGCCAGUUUAUUUGAGCUGCACUGUAUUUUCCACAUCGUCGGUGGUAAUUGAAUGGGAUGUUAAUUACAUUACAAUCCAGGGCGAACCCGAUCCAUUUAAUGAAUACCAAAUAUUGAACGUAGGAAAAAAGCAAAAUGAAGAAUUUAAGACGACCAGCAUUCUAAAACUCUGCAAUCCUCGAUCUGGGCGUUACACAUGCACUGCAUCCAACAAUUUCAACAACAUCAGUACAAGCAUAGAACUUGAAAAUAUGAGUGAAGAAUGCAAAGAUGACAAUCCAUGGAAACCUAACAUUUAUGAAUACACUCCGUGGGUUAAGGAAUUCUAUGGAAGGUCUGUUACUCUUCGCUGCAAAAGUGAAGGAUACUUCGUUGAUCGGAGUUGGUCCCGCAACCGUCGAAAAAUCGAAGUAAUCCGUCCAAAAUACGAAGUGAAUUCCGACGGCUCGCUUGUUAUCCAUGACCUUGAUGAGAAAGAUGAAGGAAAUUAUACCUGCUCUGCCAGUAAUGAUUUUGGACAAGAUACAAAAAUGACGGUUGUGUCAAAAGGACCAAAAUGUAAUUUGUAA